AUGUCGUCUCAGGUCGCGCCAUGGCUCGAGGACCUAGACGAAGACUGGUUCGAGCCGCCGUCACUGUCAAAUCACUCCACAGACCACCAAUCUGCCACCCAACCCGUCCUGAACCAAACUUCGUCCACAAGUCGCAUCCCGCGCAGGAGCAGCGGCCAAUUCUCAAUCAUAAACAGCAGCUCUGUCAAACAACGAAAUCCUCUCAAGGCGCUGCCAGACUCUCAGACCAAUGCCCAACGCCAAUCCUCGACCUCCUCGGUAGUCCACCACGACUCGGUCAAGCGCUCUCCGGCAAAGCACCAGACUCUCGAGUGGAAGAAGCGCCUGGUUCGUGGUGAAGUUGGCUACGGCGACCAGACCGACCUGUUUGGCCCCUCGGGUCUCGAGAACAUCUUCUCGCCAGCUCGUCCCACUUCUUCCAACAACCGUCCCACCUCGUCCAACAGUCCGUCGAGGCUUCUGCAGAACACCAUCAUGCCUCCCUCCAGUCCCCCACCAUGGCCAUCGCAAAUUGAAUCAUCCCAGAUAGACUCGCCCGACGCCCAAGGCACACGCCAACGACAAGUCAACAACUCAAACUACACGGAUCCGCAAGAUGACAGCCUCAUGCGCUCGCCCAACUCUCCCAGUCAACUGCACCUCAACCGCUCCGCUUCCAAGCACCAAGGCAACCGCACUAUCAGCGCUAACACCGAUCUGUCAGGCGAGGGCUUUAGUCCUGUCUUCUUGUCCAAGCACACGAGCUCCACUGGCGCCGUCAGUUAUGCUCCCUUGGACUCGCGCUCUGCACCCGUCAGUGCUGAUGCUUCCAUUAACGGCUUGGAUUCUGAGCUGCCAUCCACACCCGGCUUCCGCAAGAACAACAGCGACACAGCAGACAACAUGCCCAGUGUUCCCGAGGUCUCUCUCCCGGAUGACCUACCGACUGGUACACCUCCAAUUCCGAGCUUCGUGACCUUGAACAGAGUCUCGCUCUCGAGCCCCACCAAAAUUGAACCGUCUUCUGUAUAUGAUCGCGACUCGUCCAUCUCCCCAGGGAACUUCAGUCCUGUCAGAGCACCUGCAACUCCAAAGUUAGGGGAUGUUGAAGAGCCAUCACUAUUGAGCCCACCCAAAAGCAGACCUUCCCAGAGUCCCUUGAAGCUGUUCACAGGAAACUACGACACUUUCACCAACAACAAGUUGUUCAGGAGGAUGAGUCAGCUCGAGGGCCUGGAUCCCGACCACCCUUUGAUCUUACCGGUCCACCCUUGUGACGAUCCAUUUGACAACACACAUUCCACUAGUGGCAGAGUCAUCAGCUCAGGAACAGCUAAUGCCCAGAGGCGUCGACUUUCUCAACGUGCAGUCUCGAAUCUCAGUAGUUUUGGUGAGGGCCAUCUGGAUGAACAUGACUUCGAUGCGGACAUUUCUAUUCCCACUGGCUUGGAUCUCGAUGCGACUUUCGAGUCUACUGAGGGCUCACCACUUCCGGAAGCUGUGCCGCCUGGCAGCACUCAUCCCUUCCGUUUCCACGUUGAUACCGCGCCGCUCAUCGAAUCGUCACCCGAAGUUAGACCCUUCAAGCUGAAGAGAAAGUUGUCCAAAAGAAGCAACACAAUCAGGUCAAGACACUCCGAUGACGAACAAGCACUGGAGCAAUUCCCCGUCAUCGAUCCUUACAACAACGAGUUUGACAUCAGGGAUGGAAAGCGUCCUCAGAGUUCUCCCGCGAAAGCACCCACUGCAAAACGCCGACGUACAUUGAUCACAAUGGACGGCAAGCUUCCAGAGCUGGGCGAAGGCUCUGAGAUUCACAUCAAGGUCGAUGCGCCAAUCACAAGUAAUGAACAAGCUCCAGCAAUGACCGGAUCUGGUACCGUCAGUGUAGCAAGCAGAAGGGACGUCACCAGGCCUAGGAACCCUACCCCCAGCCAGAGACGUCGUGAGCAGAUUCAGGCCGAAAUUAGUGAAGCGACUUUUGAAUAUCUCUCGAACUCGCCACGCCUAGAGGCCAUCAAAGAAGCCAUUGAAGAGCUUUCAGAGCUGCCAGCAGAGUCUGUUGAUGCUGAGAAGGCCAAGGCAGUCGCAGCUGACAUCGCAGCCUUCGCCUUUAAUCACUCGAGAGAGGAGCCUGAGAGUAUACGCAAGCGUUCGUAUACCACUCAAGAUUUCCUUGACGAGGCUAUGCAUAUAAUGUCGAUAAUUCGGGCAAAGGGACGUCCCAACAGCGGUUUGGACGAUGUCGAGGAGUCUAGCGGUGAGAUGCAGUUCAAUAACACGCAUCUACAUCCUGAUGACCUUACAAGGCAAGUUGAGUCAUUAAGCAUCUCCAGGUCGGCUUCUCGUGAAGGCAAUGAGUCCAACUGGAGACCACGAAGCCAAGUCAAGCAUGAUCCGAUGGUUGCCAGUCGCUUGGAGCAGUUCCGUGAGCAUGACAACCUCAAUUUUGUGGACUCUUCCCUUCGAUCGCUUGAUAUUGAUGAUACUUCCGCUAUUGACUUCAAUCACGAAGAUGUGUCGACUCGGGAUUUCGUUGAUGCACCUGUCAUCGAGCCCGGUUGGGGUCGCGGACAUGCUCGAACGUAUUCGAACAACUCGCAACAAGGAGCUCCAGCGAGCCCGACCAAGUCACAGCACGGUUCUCACCCAUCUCUGGACUCUUCAAGUGGAGCACGUACGAUGGGAUCCACUUCUUCAAGAGACUGUGUAGCCAAUUUGUCGCCCGAGAAGGUUGCUCACCUGAUCCCUGAGCAGAUCGCUGGAAUGACCUACAACAAGGAAAAGCAGAUCUGGGUGAAAGCCAAGCAUCUCAGACCGCCGACAUUUGACUAUUAUCAUCAGCCAAGCAAUGUCAGCAGCGAGGACGAUCCGUUUGCAUACAUCCCUGAUUUGACUGUCGACGAGAUUAAGGAGAUCCAACGCAUCCAACAGAUGCAAGCACGUCGUCAAGGUCUUGCAGAACGAGAACACUCUGAAUACGACAUAUCUGGCCAGCACACAGAGCUUCCACAAGAAGUACCAGACCGACCACCUCCCCAGAGACAAGAGCCAACUGGCUCCAGACCUACAACCCGCGAUAGCAAUGCUCCGCACCCAUUCACAUCGAGCACUGCUCCAUCGAAGUAUUCCGGGUUUGCCUCGAGUCAACAGCAGCAGUUUGACACUCGCGCCACAUCUUGGAGUAAUGAGGAGCUGGCCAACAUAGCCAGAGCCAAGCAGCAACAAACGCAAACUGGCGAUGGUCUUCGCGACCUGACCACUUUCAACAUUCCUCAGAACAUCUCAGAGGAAACUGAAAUAGUCCUCGAUGAUUCGAUCACUGCUCAUGAUCAAUCACAGCUAUCCCAUAUCUCUCAUGAGGAAUCUUUACUGGACGAGCUUCUAAGUGAGGACGACGAACUGCUCAACGAGGAUUCGAUAACGGAAGAACUGCCUGCGCCUAAGCAGCGCGCCAGUGGCAUUCCACUUCCAUCUUGGCCUCUCCAUGACCCUCAGCCUGCACGUCGUGGUGGUCUGAGGAAUUCCUCCUUGAGAAGACAAACUUUCCAGCGAGGUUUCCCUUCUGGACAGGACCAAAGAGAGGUGUCGUUCGUUGCCACUUUCCCAGACAAGCGAACGAUGAGUGUUUCCGUAGUAGCUCAGCCAGCGCCUACAAUGGCUGCGCCUAACCAAGAGUAUGGCCUUUCUUCUCCUGCUCGCAUGGAUGGCACGUUCUACCUCAGCGACCUACCCGAUUUCACCGUUAACGAUGUUGAUGAGGAACGUCCGUCUGAGAAGGCACUGGCUAGACGAGUGGCUCAAGUAAACAACGGAGACAGAUAUGCUAUGGCCGUCCAGAGUCUUGUAAAGACACUCACAGACGUGGAACCCGAUGAGCCAUACUGGGAAGACAUCAAACAACUCAACCUUCGCGAUAGAGGUCUUGACUCUGUCCACAAUCUGGAAGACUUCUGUACACGUCUUGAAAAUCUUGACCUCUCGAACAACAAUGUUGCUCAUCUCGAAGGCGCUCCGACAUCUGUUCGCAGACUCAACCUUCGCUCAAACGCUUUGAGUAGUCUUACAGCUUGGAGCCACAUGAUGAACCUGCAGUAUCUCGACAUAUCCAGUAACCAAGUUGACAACUUGGGCGGACUUUGCAUGCUCGUUCAUCUUCGGGAGUUGCGCGCAGAUGACAAUGAAAUCACAAGUCUCGAUGGCAUUAUGAACAUGGACGGUUUGCUCAAGCUGUCUGUUCGUCGUAACCAAUUUUCCAAGGUGGAUUUUGAAGGAUGUCAGUUGGCACGCCUCGAGGAAUUGGAUCUUGGCAGCAACAAGCUGACUCUUGUCUCGGGUAUGCAGGCGCUACCAUCGCUGAAGCGCUUGAUCUUGGACGAGAACAAGCUUGAACACUUCUCAACCAUCCAGGAAGAUCCUGCUGGAUCCAAACUACACUGCCUGUCCCUGCAGAAGAACAAGAUGGUCGCUCUUGAUGUCUCAACCUGCACCAACCUUCGCUACCUGAACGUUGAUGAGAACAGAUUAUUGACUGUACAGGGUAUCGAAAAUUUGCAUCACAUUGAUAUGCUGUCUAUGCGCAAGCAAGAUCUCAAGCACGCUGAAGCUCAACAACUGACCAUCUUCAACCAACGACUCUCCGCUCGCUCCUUGUUCCUGUCUUCGAACAUCAUCCCUACCAUCGAUCUGCCCAACUCUUAUCACAGUGUUCAGAACCUGGAGAUGGCUUCGUGUGGGCUGCAGGAGCUACCCAGCGAUUUUGGUUUGAAGUUCCCCAACCUACGCACCUUGAACAUGUCCUUCAACGCGAUCACGGACAUCAGACCACUGCUCAACAUCACACGAUUGGAGAAGCUGUAUGUUUCGGGAAACCGCAUCGCGCGUCUUCGCAAGACGGUGGCUACGCUGGCACGCAUGCAGCACCUACGCAAAACAGAUCUCAGAGACAACCCAAUCACACAUGGUUUCUAUGCGCCCGUCUCCGUGGCCAAAAACGCCGUCAGCACUGUUUCAGAUGAUGAGGAGCCGCUGUCAGAAGCACAGUUGCAAUUGCAGUUGGCUAUGUCGCACCGUCUCCCCAAUGCCGAUCACGCGACUGAUACCGAGCAUCUCGCUCGCUUGGACGAGGAUACCAAGCUACGACGACGCGUCUACGAAAUCCUGCUCUGUAACGGCUGUAAGAGUCUAUCCACUCUCGAUGGUCUUUCAUUCGCCAAGGACAGGGCGCUGAUGAGGGAUGGAAUCUGGGAAAGAUUGCUCAGACUGGGUGUCGUGAGGAAGUCAGGUGCAAGAGGUGAAGAGACGCAGGUGUCGAUGAGUUAG
Messenger RNA from Aureobasidium namibiae CBS 147.97, 5301 nucleotides. RefSeq lists its product as uncharacterized. The coding region runs from base 1 to 5301 and encodes 1766 amino acids. Gene Ontology annotation, molecular function: protein binding. Lineage: Eukaryota; Fungi; Ascomycota; Dothideomycetes; Dothideales; Saccotheciaceae. The transcript has a single exon. The record is from RefSeq and is a predicted model, not a curated record.